AUGAGCAAAAAAACUUUAAGCGCGUUUUAUAUCCCUCAAGACUUGCUCUCUCAACUCUCUCCUGUAGGAGAAGAUACAGAAGUUGUGCUGGAACAGCAACAAGAAGCACAAGAUGUCACUGCACAAGCACUUGAAAGACUUCAGAUCCAACAAGAACGUCUUGACAAUCAAGAAAGCGAAAAUAACUUGGGUUGUAAUACCUGCGAGAUUUCUUUUGUCGAUCGCGAUGAACAAAGACAGCACUUUGGAUCAGACUGGCAUCGUUACAAUAUUAAAAGAAAAGUAGUCUUGAACGUCAAGCCUGUCAGUUUCGAAGAAUUUGAGACUCUAUUAGCUGACUUGACUGAAAGUAUUUCUGGCUCAGAAAGCGAAACAGAUGAAGAAGAAGACAAUAGCAUUGAUUCACUUGUCUAUAAGCAAAAGCAAGUGCAAGAACUUGAGGCACAAUUAGCUAAUGAUGCUAAACAAAUCGUAUCACCCAUCAUGAAGAAAUACUUAGCAUUAAAUUGGUUCAAAACACCUGAAAAAGACUCGCCUCAUUACGGUAUUUAUCGCCAUUUGCUGAAUGGAAAAACGCUUGCUUCUCUACAACAAUCGAAUUUCAAAGGCAAGAGAUAUUGGACUAUUAUUAUGUUGGGUGGUGGACAUUUCGCAGGUUGUGUUAUUGAUGUAGGUGCAAGUAACUCACAAAUCAAAUUGGUUGCACAUCGCACUAUUCAUCGGUAUACAACGCGUCGUAAACAAGGUGGAUCUCAAUCAACAAACGAUAAUGCAAAGGGAGCAGCCAACUCAGCAGGUGCUCAAAUUCGUCGAUACAAUGAGCAAAUGCUACAGCAAGAAGUAAGAGAAAUUAUAGGACAAUGGCGCCAGUAUAUCACUUCAAGUGAAAUGGUGGUGGUACAUGCACCUAGUGGUAAUCGCAAGCUAUUGUUCAACUAUGACGAUGCAGUACUCGAUACUGUCAAGACGAAAUCAAUUCCUUUUGCUACUAAAAGACCUACACUGAAUGAACUGAAGCGUGUGUUUACUGAAAUGACAACAGUUAAGAUAAUGCAGGUAGAUGAACAAGCCGUUCAAGACUACAAGCAGAAAUGGAUUGAAAAAGAAGAAAAAGCCAAAAGACAAUUAGAGAAAUCAACUAUGAUCAACAAAAAGACUAUAGCGCCUCAAAAGCCAACCAUUGAUCCUCAUCUAGAGAAGCUAUUGAGUUUAGUGCGACAAAAUAAGACGACAGUAACAUUGAACUAUCUGGAAAAACACAUGAAUCUGCCUGUUUCUGGCCUUUUACCUACAGAAUUAGCAGAUGUAGGUGAAGACUUAUAUCAUCAUCCUACUCUAUUACAUAUGGUUGCAAGCAUGGGCAACGCUGCUGAUUUGGUGAAAGCACUCUUAAUUGGGUAUGAUGCUGAUCCCACUAUUGUCAGUGGUGCAGGCAAAACAGCGUAUGAAGUGAGUAAGGACAAGGAGACACGCAAUGCAUUUAGACGCUGUAUAAACGAUUACCCUGAUAAAUGGGCAUGGCUAGAAGAAGCGCGUGUGCCAAGUCCCCUCACAGAGAAACAAGAACAAGAUCAAAUAGCCAAAGAGAAAAAGAAACAGGCAAAAGAGCAAGAAAAGAAGAGAUUAAUUGAGCUUGAAAGGGCCAAAUUAGAAGCUGAAAAAGAAGCAAAAGAGUCUCAGGCUCAAUUAGAGAAAACACAGAAAGCAAGAGCCAAAAAGCACAUGCUUCCCCUUGUACCAGAUAAUAUGGUUAAUACGGCGAAUAUGACACCUGAGGCACGCAUGCGUCUAGAACGGGAGAAAAGAGCAAGAGCUGCAGAAGAACGAAUGAAGCGAUUUAAAUAA
Molecule: messenger RNA, 1845 nt
Organism: Gilbertella persicaria
Lineage: Eukaryota; Fungi; Mucoromycota; Mucoromycetes; Mucorales; Choanephoraceae
Exons: 2
Coding region: 1-1845 (614 amino acids)
Source: RefSeq, a predicted model, not a curated record